AUGUUUUAUAUUUUUGUGUUUGUUGUGAAGCAUUUAGCACAACUAUGGCCUUUAUUACUAUUUGCCUUUAUUUUCAUUGCUGUAUGCCACUUAGUAGCUAAAUAUACCAAUAUUAGUGGCAGUACAAUUACUGCAACAUUAACGAUAGCUCGUGUAUUUAGUGGUUCUACCGCCAACAAUGGUAAAUUAGGGAAAAAGCCUACCAGAGAACAAUGCAAUGCACCAGAAAAAUCUCUAUAUUUUGAAUUUAUUCAUCCACCGGUUACUGUCAUUAAUACAUCAGUUGUUGGUCGUAAUUUGCUGAACAAGAAAGAAACACUACCGAGUACCAUAAAGGAAUCAUCGGAAUCAUCACAAACAAUUGACGAUCAGGAUUCUGAUAAAGCGGGAAAGACGCUAAGCCACGAGAAUACGGUUGUACGAGUGGAUACGACUUUUAAACAGCAGCGAAGGGCAGCUGGAAUAAGAAGCAGUAUGAGCAGCCCAUUGCCAGGUUCGCCCCUAUGA
This is a messenger RNA of Cercopithifilaria johnstoni, 507 nucleotides long. The record is from the annotation of a GenBank genome assembly. Lineage: Eukaryota; Metazoa; Nematoda; Chromadorea; Rhabditida; Onchocercidae.